This is a messenger RNA of Mangifera indica (mango), 1207 nucleotides long. RefSeq names its product probable WRKY transcription factor 49. Lineage: Eukaryota; Viridiplantae; Streptophyta; Magnoliopsida; Sapindales; Anacardiaceae. The transcript has 3 exons. The record is from RefSeq and is a predicted model, not a curated record. Gene Ontology annotation, molecular function: sequence-specific DNA binding; DNA-binding transcription factor activity. Gene Ontology annotation, biological process: regulation of DNA-templated transcription. The coding region runs from base 124 to 1053 and encodes 309 amino acids.
CGUAGACGUCACAACUUCCUCCUCAUCUACUCCACUCUCUCCUCUUUUUCAUAAGCCUGCUAGCUGCUUCUUUUUCUUAUACCCUUCUCAUUUCAUCUUCUUUUAACAAAGCUGGGUAGUUUGAUGCUUUCUUCUUAUGCAGAGUUGGAUCUAGUUUUCUUGAGGAAGUUAAUGGAGACUGAGAAGGCUUCUUGGUUUGAAGAUGAACUUGUAAGGGAACUUUACGAUGAUGAGACUCCAUUGUUUGUGCUACCACAAGAGGCAACUGAACCCAAGUCAAGUUCAGCUGCAAAUGAAGAGACUGUUAACAGGCUCACUUCAGCCGUCUAUUCUGGCCCAACCAUUGAAGAUAUCGAGAAUGCGUUAUCGUUGACAGCUCAGAAUGACCAAUAUUCCGAAGCCCUUUCAAAGGCCAGCAGAAUUUCAUUAAUAGAAGGGGGAUUUGGUAAGCUUGAUCAUAAAUAUACUCUCAAAAUCAAGAGCUUGGGCAAUGGGAUGGCUGAUGAUGGAUAUAAAUGGAGGAAAUACGGCCAAAAAUCUAUCAAAAAUAGCCCAAAUCCUCGGAGCUACUACAAAUGCACAAAUCCAAGGUGCAGUGCAAAGAAGCAAGUGGAAAGGUCCUGUGAGGACCCAGAAACCCUGAUAAUCACCUACGAAGGGCUCCACCUUCACUUUGCUUACCCAUAUUUUCUAAUGACCCAACCAACUCCACCAUUGAAGAAGCAGAAAACAACCAUUUCACAAGCCAAUCCCCAGGCUCAGGAACCCCAACAGCAGCCACAAGAUGCCCAUCAGACCCCAUCAAACUUAAAUUCUGAAGCCCCACCAAGGACACUUGACGAACCAGCAGCUGCAGAUCAAGGACUAAUGGUCAGCCCACAAGGCCUGCUUGAAGAUGUGGUGCCUUUGCUGAUUCGCAAUCCUUCUGCCACCAACGUUUCUUCCAAUACUACUUCUUCGUGUUCGUCUUACCGUUCACCUCCCACUUCACCGUCCUCUCUAUCCUGGUCUCCUGGUUAUUCACCUUUGUGUUUUGACAUGGGCUUGUAUUAAAAUUUAAUGUUUAGAGUUUUAAUUAGGAGAAGGUGUAUAUUUUAGUGGGUUAUAAUUAUUAAUUACAAAGUAUUAAUUAAUGUAUCUUUAUUUUGAUGUCAACUAAAUAAUGAUGUUUUAAUCAAAGUUGAACCAUAUAAUAGAUAUUAAAAUU